Desarmillaria tabescens is the source of this 1057-nucleotide messenger RNA. RefSeq lists its product as uncharacterized. Lineage: Eukaryota; Fungi; Basidiomycota; Agaricomycetes; Agaricales; Physalacriaceae. Bases 1 to 747 code for a protein of 248 amino acids. The record is from RefSeq and is a predicted model, not a curated record. The transcript has 2 exons.
AUGGCGUCGCAUGGCCUUAACCGUGAUCCUGUCCACCAUUUCCUCACCGAAAGCUAUUCAAUAUGCACAGAGGCUCUCUUCAUUAUUAACUCACUGCCGAAUGUAGAGCUGGCUGCAGUGGAACGUGCAGUUCAUCAGCUCUAUGCUGUCCGCACUGUAUUCCUUUCCCUCGAUGAUCCUCAUCUUCAAUCUGAAGAUAUUAAUACAUCUGACAGCCUGGAAACCUUUCGCAAAAUAUUCACCUAUCUAGAGGAGCAAAACCUACUGGACAUGGAAAACUCGGUGCAUCGUAUAUGCCUGUUUUUAGUCUUCCAUCCGCGUAUUCAGGCAUCACUCAAUCGUACUCGAGAUGCUUGGAACCAUCACCAGCUGCGCACCGAGCAUUACAAGACACCUAUUGCGAUAUAUGAACUAAGCCGAGAGAAGGCUAUUCGACGAGGAUACUGGACUGGUGAUCCCGGUGAUCAUGCAGACCAAGUCCGUGGUGAUCCCCACUAUGGAGUCGAUGGUGAUAUUGAAAAUGACUACCCAUAUGCACCGCCCGAAGCCGUUCAGGAGCAGGAUCCAGCUGACACAGAAGUUAAUCAUGACGAAGACAUUGAUAUGGCAAGGAAGUUGAUGGGAGAUUUUGAUUUCGAAAGAGAUGAUUUGAAUUGGGGAAUAGAGGUGUACUGUGAGGUGGUAUCUAUUCUUACAGCCAUCCUGGCAUCAGCAAAUGAUUGUUCAGAUCACUCAGGCUCCGAAUGAUUUAGACUGGCUCAAAAUAUGCAAUGAUAAACCUGUUUUUAAGCUAUGUCUUGUAUGGAUAAUAUAAGUCUUUAUUCAUUGAGAAGGCUCCAAGCUGGGAUGCUUAUAUCUAAAAGGAUACAUAGAAUAUCAUUUAUAAAUACCUGUAUUCAUCCUCCUUCGAUCCGUUUAGGUGUUGGUGAACGCUGAAGUGAACGCGACCACGAGUGAUCUGCCGGGUGUUGCCGAUUUGCCGAGAAUAUGGCCGAGAAUUAGCACCCAACUUGUGCGACAUCGGCUACCCCUUGCCUUACUUGUGCGUGCCCUACAC